AUGGGACUCGAGAUUAGCGAGGAUAUGUUAGACAGUAUCAUGAGCGUGAGCGAAGCCGAUGCUUGGCACGGCCGGAUCUUCCAGAGCAUGGACCGAGAUCCAGGGCCAGUAGAGGGGCCCAUCGAGGAACUAGUGACAGAGCUGACCACGGAUCCGAAGGCCACAUAUCGCACGAAUCCGCUCCUCUGGUGGAUUGGUAUUCUUGUGCAGUCAUCGCUUCAAACAGAUGGGGACGAUUACAUCAGUCGGGGGCAGUUCGACUUCAACAUUCUAACCAUGGAUAUGGACAUUAAAGAACGGCUUGAGGCGCUCCUCCACUACUCGACAGUGCUGGUGCUCAACUACUCGAUGAACACAUGGAAGACGAGCGCGGUUCGAAUGGACGAGGUUCACGCCAGCAUGGCAGCUGUAGAUAUGAGAUGGCUCAAUGCCGACGACGACCAGCGACCUGCAGCCAGCGUUGAUAUACGCAGAUGUCAGUCUGCUUCAUGGAAGGACAUAGUCAAGCACAUACGAGCGCAGAGCAAGGCAUUUCUCGGGGACCAGCCUAGGACGGUCGCGAAGCAGAUUCGGGUGUUGUUAACGUUGGAGGUGGUGUAA
Pseudogymnoascus destructans is the source of this 600-nucleotide messenger RNA. RefSeq lists its product as uncharacterized. The transcript has a single exon. The record is from RefSeq and is a predicted model, not a curated record. Lineage: Eukaryota; Fungi; Ascomycota; Leotiomycetes; Thelebolales; Thelebolaceae. Bases 1 to 600 code for a protein of 199 amino acids.